AUGGGUGAUGGUGGCGAGUACGAGGACGAGGGCGAAGAAGGGUACGCAGAAAAAGGGCAAGGGUACGAUGGGGAAGGCAACGCGUACGCGGGGGGAGGAGGCGAAGAGGGGCAAGGUGCAGGGUACAUUAAUCAGGAAGGAGAGGAGUUCGGACAAGAAAUGGAAGGAGGGGAGGGGUUUGCGGACGAGGAGGAAAAUUGGCAAGAGGGAGGAGCGGAAGACGUUUACGCGAUGGGAGCGGGAAUGGGGAAUGGCCCAGAAGGGGAAGAAGGGUUUGCGGAGGACGGGGUGGCGGCAUUUGCAGAUGCGGGUGAAGGAUACGAUGGGGAAGAUGGAAAUGCGUACGCAGGGGACGAGGUGCAGAAUCAGGCGGAAUUGGGGGAAGGCUACGCGGGAGAGGGGGGGGGAGGAGACGGGAGAGAGGGAGGGGAAGGAUAUGCGGGAGAAGGGGGGGAUGGAGUUGAGGGAGAGGAGGAGGAAGGAUAUGCGGGCGAGGGGGGGGAUGGAGUUGCGGGAGAGGAGGGGGAAGGAUAUGCGGGAGAGGGGGGGGAUGGAGUUGCGGGAGAGGAAGGGGAAGGAUAUGCCGGCGAGUGGGGGGAUGGAGUUGCGGCAGAGGAGGGGGAAGGAUAUGCGGGCGAGGGGGGGGAUGGAGUUGCGCCAGAGGAGAGGGAAGGAUAUGCGGGCGACGGGGGGGAUGGAGUUGCGGGAGAGGAGGGGGAAGAAUAUGCGGGCGAGGGGGGGGAUGGAGUUGCGGGAGAGGAGGGGGAAGAAUAUGCGGGCGAGGGGGGGGAUGGAGUUGCGGGAGAGGAAGACCAAUGCGAUGAAGAGAACGGCGCUGCAGGCGACGGCGGAGAAGGUGGCGAACCUACCCAGCCGCACAGUCAUGGAGCUGAAGAUGAUGACGACAUUGAGAAUAUCAUGUACCCUGGAGCGCAAGCAAUGGCCACACAACAGAGCCAUGCGUCGACGAUGGAUGAGGAUGUUGAGGACCAGAGAGCGUUGGAGCGGGGUAAGGGGAGAGCAAUGGCGACGCUGAAUGCUCCUCCUGCAGCGGUACGUGGAAGCAUGCUGCAGAACGCCAAACGUGCGGCGAGGAAACGUGGCCGCGAAGAAGAAAUACCAGAGCAACCCCGGCAAGCGCGUGGAGUGGGGCGAGGCAGAGGGCGAGGUGGGGGCCACGGAGAUGAGCGCGGAGGUGAGCGCGGAGGUGAGCGCGGAGGUGAGCGCGGAGGUGAGCGCGGAGGUGAGCGCGGAGGUGAGCGCGUGAAAGGACGUGGCGGUGGUCGGGGGGGAUGGCGAGACGGUUGGCUGGCCGGAGGCUUGGGCAAAGGGAUAGGCAAAGGGAUAGGCGAAGGGAUAGGCGAAGGGAGGGGAGGAGGACGAGGGAGAGGGAGAGGCCGACGGAGAGGAGGAGAGAGAGGAGGAGGGAGGGCCGGAGGUCGGGGAGGUCAUGGCGAUGGGACGGGUGGAGGACGCGUCGAAGGGAGAGGGGGGGGGCGAGGCGGCAAUCGGGGUGGCGGACAAGGAGCUGGUGGUGGCAGAGGCCGAGCUACUGGCACGGGACGGGGGAGAGGAAGGGGAGCAGCAGUUAACAUCGCGAAUACGGGUGUUGGCCCGCCCAUGGAAAUAUGCCAUGUUCAACUGGGGGCGUCUGCACCUGGACAGCAGUUUCUGGGUAUUUUCCAGCAACAGCACAUAUCACGUGCUCCGGCAGUGGUCCCAACACAUCAGCCGGUGGUGGGAACGGGAGGACCUCGGCCAGUAGCUGCAGCAGCCCCACUGAACAUGGGGUUGGCACACUCCAAUGGUUCAGGGACUGCUGCUGGUCCACCGCGAUUCAACCUGUCAGGAGGGCGAGUCGGCAGUGCCUACGCGUCUCAAGGCACAGGCAAUGCCCACCCGGCCACUUCAGCCCCUGCACCUGCACGUCCUAGAAUGAGCAACGGCGGUGGAGGAAGGGCAACGAUGUCAGGGUUACCACGGGCUCACAUGCUUAAUGCAGGUGGUGCAAGCCGAGGCGGGUCGGGCGUGGACGGGGCAGCCCAAGGGUUAACAGUGCAGGGGGCAGCACUGGGCAGCCCAAUCAUACGCAGAGAGGAUGGGGUGCCAUGGCAUCAGCUGGUGGUGGUCGUGCAGGGGCACAACCUGGAGGGUCGAACAUGGGUGAUAGAUCCCAAUCCAAUGCCAGCGGGGGUGGUAUGA
This is a messenger RNA of Closterium sp. NIES-65, 2202 nucleotides long. The record is from the annotation of a GenBank genome assembly. NCBI's taxonomy places the organism in Eukaryota, Viridiplantae, Streptophyta, Zygnematophyceae, Desmidiales, Closteriaceae.